UGUGUCAAAUCCUUUCUAUUGCUAUCGUCAGUUCUUGUGUUGCCGUCUUGCUACAACUUCCGAUAUCUUCUGUGCCUCUUCCCAGUGACGCAUGCAAUCUCCAGCGUUUUACUCAGGGAAUCUAAACUGUCUCUCGAGCAAGUAAACGCCCUAGUUCCUGGGAAAUUUCACAAAACGUUUGAAAACGUUAUAGAAUGCUGGCCUGAAGCGGCAAUCUUCUGCUCGGCGCUACUUCCCUUCAAGAGCCUCCCAGCGCUGAUACACGCAUUCGAAAAUUACAUUGAACGCCUACCGAGCGAAUCAAAGUUAAAGAUUCUGAGACUGUACCCAGAUUUGGCUGGCAAACUGUUGGACAGCAAAGAACUCUCCACGGACUCCUCUAUCGAACACAAUUCAGCCGGUUUAGACAACUUAGCCGCUGAAGACAAGGCAAAACUCAACGAAUAUAAUGAACGUUACAAAGCUCAGUUCGGAUUUCCAUUCAUCGUAUGUGUCCGAGAAGCUUCAAAGUUCGAAACUAUUCUGCGCAGUGUUACCGAGAGAAUUAACAACUCUAUUGAUCAAGAAUUGGAAAUCGCUGUCGGUGAAGUGAAAAAAAUCUGCCGCCUUCGAAUUCUCCAGUUAGUUUGUGAUGUAUAAUGAUUGUUGAUUAACGUUUAAAAAUGUCCUGUUCCUGUGCGUCUGCUUUUGGUCGUACAGCAUUGAUUAUUUGCAAAUAAAAACGUCAUGGUUUUAAAAACAA
Anopheles darlingi is the source of this 742-nucleotide messenger RNA. RefSeq names its product 2-oxo-4-hydroxy-4-carboxy-5-ureidoimidazoline decarboxylase-like. Gene Ontology annotation, molecular function: carboxy-lyase activity. The transcript has 3 exons. The annotation marks the transcript as partial. Gene Ontology annotation, biological process: allantoin metabolic process. Lineage: Eukaryota; Metazoa; Arthropoda; Insecta; Diptera; Culicidae. The record is from RefSeq and is a predicted model, not a curated record.